This is a messenger RNA of Strongylocentrotus purpuratus (purple sea urchin), 6483 nucleotides long. Its product is annotated as integral membrane protein DGCR2/IDD. The record is from RefSeq and is a predicted model, not a curated record. The transcript is spliced from 10 exons. The coding region runs from base 149 to 1747 and encodes 532 amino acids. Gene Ontology annotation, cellular component: membrane. Gene Ontology annotation, molecular function: protein binding. Lineage: Eukaryota; Metazoa; Echinodermata; Echinoidea; Camarodonta; Strongylocentrotidae.
GUAUGUAUACUGUAUUUGCAUUGACAUCAACAUGUUAGAAGUGUUACUGAUAAUGAAGCCGGAAAUUUACGACUUCUGGUGGUAACUUUCAUCAUUAUUUCGAUAAUUUCAUGUUUUAAAUCGUGAACUGGAUACUUAUAAUAUCCUAAUGGACUUUGAAUUUCUCAAAUGGUACAUGAAGGCAAUUUUUGCAGCAUGCCUGUUUUCCUUGGUAUUGGCAAGGAUGGAGUUGAACCCAGUAUCAGCCUCACCGGGUGAGCUUCCAACACCAGAAGGUGAUCGUAAAGGAUACCCUGGCUUUGCAGCCAAUCUGCCAUGGUGUCCUGAGGGGUGGUACUUGUACCCACAGACCAACUCGUGCUUCCGCAAGCCUCAGAAGCACGAUACCCUGAAGCACACAGCUGCCCAGGAGUUCUGCAGGCAUGAAGGUGGAUCGCUGGCUACAGUCACAGGGCAAGAGCUACAGGAUGUCCUCACUAAACAGGCUAUUGAUCCAAGCAAUAGUACACUUGUAUGGUGGAUGGGCUACAUGUUGGUUCCGAGCGUAUCCGGUGAUGUAGACAAGCCAGCGGGUACCGAUGGCAGCAACUCCAACAACUCCAACAAUACCACCGCCGCCACCACCAUGUGGCAGGUCCAGACAGAGGAACAGACAGGACCUGAGCCACUCCUUGACAACAGCGCAAACAUUCCUACCACGGUGCCAGAGGAUUUAAAGGGGCAGCCUGUGGUCUGUAUACAACUCAAGCUAGUGUACAUUGAAGGAUUCUUGAAGAAAUGGGGUUGGAACCUGGCACAGUGUGAUGAGAGUGUACCAUUCAUCUGUAAGAAAAUGGCCUCCAAGUCCUGCUAUGAUCGCAAGGGUCACCUUAUCCCAGAGGGUCACACGUUUACACCCCCAGGCCACGAUGGAUGCACCCAGUGUACCUGUCUUCAUGGUGUACCGAACAUCUGCAGUAUCGCGGGAUGCGCACCUCCGACCUGCUCUAAGUUUGAGAAUAACCCAGAUGAAUGCUGUCAGUAUACAUGCCUUGAAGGUGAUCCUACCAUCCCAGGGAACAAUGAACCCACUGAGCCAGCUAUAAUGUCUGAGAAUAUGAGAUGGGUCUUGACAAUGAUAACAUCCUUCCUCUUACUUGGUAUGAUGCUCUUCAUGGUGUAUAGGAUGAGACAAAAGAGAAUAGCUUAUCUCAGAUACAGAGUACAGCAAUUGAGAGACACUCAAGAAGGAGAUUUUGAGCCAGGGUCAGGUCCCCCACCCGUUCCUGCUCUAGACGACCUAGAUGGCGCUAUAUUCAGAGAACCCCCACCUCCAUACUCUUUUUUCAAAGACUGUAACCGAAUUGAGAUGCCGCCUCCAUACAACGGACAGCAGAAUGCUUCACAACGUAGUGGCAGACAAGAGAUUAAUCAUAACCGGGAUUCCAGAGGUUCAGACCAACCUGAUAAUGUUAGGCUAUUACCGGGCUCAGAGCCGACUACACCUUCAGAUAUAAGUACAAUAUCAACUCUAGCAAGUCCACCACCGUACGAUCGCUGUCGGUCAUCCGAUAGCAUGCCAAUGACACCUGCUGAAACAUGUCCCAUGUUACCAACAAUCAACACCACACACAGAGCAACAAGCCCGCAACAAUCAUCACCAACACACUCAACAAUGCCACGAUCGUCACCGACACGAUCACAAACUCGAUCAUCAAGACAAUCACCAGUAAGGUCACCUACACUUGUAAGAAACACAACCGUGUAGUAGAUGGAGAGUAGUAAACUUGGGAUGUCUGUGCCAAUGCUCAAGCUGAAUGGAAGCGCGCUGUGAUUCAAAAUGGCGGUGGACUUGUUGUAAAAUGCAAAGAGAGCUCAGAUGCUAUCGUGUCUGGUUUUACUUCAGCUUUUGGAAUCCUAAUCAAUCAGUAUUAUUUCAAGUGAUGUUUAAUAGAAUAAUUAAUUAUAUUUAAUAUUUACAUGUAGAUGUUGAUUUUAUAUACUUUUGUUUCCUUUCAUAUUAUAUGCUUGUAUAACUCAACUCACUUCAAUAUUACUCUUUAUGCUUGUUUUGCCAUUUUUAUUUAAUAGUGUAACACUCAUUUGCUGUCAAAUGAUUCCUUGUGUUAAAAUGGUCAUAAAAACAGAUUUUUUAUACCUAUUCCUAUAUAUAUAUAUAUAUACAUAUUCUACAUAAGUUACAAAAGGUAAACAAUAGCAUCAUCAAACAUCAUUAUCUUUUAAAAUGUGCUGAAACAGCAGACUCUGACUGAGAGCUCUGAUGGGCCAAUCAAUUGGUUCACUGCAUCUCAGAAUGACUGACAUGUAUAAUGAUUACAAGACAGGCAAUACAAAGGAACAGACUAACACCAACACCAAAUAAAAGCACCACUUUUUCCUCUUGUAUGGUGUGUCUCUAUACUGUAAAGCACCGUUUUUAUUUGUAUAUAUAGGAAAUAUACCAAACCUGGAAGGAGACACUAGAACAAGAUGUUAGAGCAUCUUGCCUCCUCACCCUGCCUGGUGGGUGCAUGCUGAAGACCAGAAGGCUUAAUAGCUUGGGGAAAAACUUACACUAAAUUAUGAUGGUAUAGAUAUGACUGCUAUGAAAGACAUAGUUUUUUGUAUAGGCUCAAGGGAACGUUACAUCCUGCUAUCACCCCGAGGCAUGCCGAGGGGUGAUAGCAGGAUGAAUAUUAUCAUACAGAUGUAUAGUGUGUGUUUGGCUAGUUGGGAAAUGCAUUUAAUUAUCCUAUUUUUGUGUCUCAUACUUCCUUUGUUUUCUCUGCUAAGUACAACAAUUGAGAUACUCUUGUUUAUUCCUUGGUGGAGUGAUGACAAGCUGUACUUUCAGGCAGUCUGCAUCUAGAUGGUCCUUGCAGUAUGCUAUAUUGCUUGAUGAAGAAACAAGAUCAUUUUUCAAACCCAGCCUCGUCAUGUACAUCCUCCCUAUGAAUGUUCAAAAGACAUAAACAUAGGAGGUUUAAAAUUGUAAAGUACAUGUAGUGAAGGCAAAAUGUUUUCAAACCGUGAUGAACUGCAUUUGGAAACAUGAGAGGGAGAGAGAGAGAGAGAGAGAGAGAAAGAGAAAGAGAGAGAGAGAGAAAGAAAGAAAGAAAGAGAGAGAGAAAGGUAAACAUAUAGAGUGAUAAAGAGUGAGAGUUUUUUAGUAUGUUGUUGAUAUCCUUCCUCCCAGUUUUUUGCACUUAUUUUGUUAAAUUUUUUUGUGUUGUUGUAAUGAUCAUGUCAUUCCUGCUUUGUAGAAUAUUGAUAUAUUUGCUGAUUUACAUUCACAACUCAAUUAUGGUUAUUAUUGAUAGCCAUUUUUUUCAAUCCCAAAGUUUAAGAAACAAAUGUGAGCUCAUAUCAAAAUCAUGUCAAAUACAAUGCCCAAUUAUUGUCAUGUAUGAAUCAAGAUGGGGAAAUUGAGCAGCAAAUACAAUCUUUCAUCGCUGUGCUGCCAACAAUAGUUAAUUCAUUCUUUCUGAAUAAGAAUCAUAUAUGGAAAAUAACUGCCUUUAAAAAAAAAUACAAAAUUAUAGAGAUUGAAGGAAAUUAUUUCUGGAUAUAGAUAUUAAUUUUUGAAAAGUCUUUGAGAAGAUGAUUAAAUAUUUGGUUUACUAAAGAAGGUGAACUAUUUUGAAAGUGCCAAAUUACUUGUACAGGUAUUAGAUACGUGUGCACAAAAUUUAAAAAGCUCAAAACUGUCUCAAAUUAAGUUUUGUUAUCAUUUUAAAUGAUAUCUUUGAUCUUUAAAAAUGACAUCUAUAGACCAGCAGUGAACAUGAUAAUUAUGUUAUAAUUACAAUCGGUGGUUAUGAAUCAGAUGUAUGAGCAAAUCAUAAAUUAUCAAAUUUUUAAUUUUACAUGUAUCUAAAUCUAUUAAUUAUCAUUUGAUAGAAUAAAAUUUGACUAUGAAUGAAAAUGUAUUUGUAUAUUUGUACAGACUUAAAUUUCCUGUUCCACUCUCAAGAGGGAUUUGUAUGUAUUAUAUGUACCAAAAAUAGAAACCCUAUGUAGAUAUGCGAUGUUAAAGAUGAAGUUGAGUUUUGGGCCGUGUCUUAUAAAGAGUUGCAAUAUGCGGCAUAUGUGAACGAAGGUCUAAAGACUGGAAACUUGGACUUUGUAUCAUAGGAGCUGCCAAUCAAUUGUAAAUACGACCAAUUAUAUCAAUGCAUUGUCUUAUUUGGAAGAUCUUUAAAUUUCAAUUGAUUAUAAUUUUUAUGUUACAGGGCCCAGUGUAUAAAGUGUAUAAAAUUUAUGACCUCAGUACAGUUUUUAUGUAUUGACAAACAAAAACAACAAAAAAAGAUUCCAUUUACAUUUAUAGAGAUAUUCUUUUUUACUUUCUUGUCUUGUUAAAGAUUACUGUAUUUUUUAUUUGGAAUUUCGGUUGAGAUGCGUAUUAUCUUACUUCUGAAAGUCCAGUAUAUACGCUGUAGCAGAAAUUAUGAAGAAAUAUACAUGUAGUACAAUCUUGUUUAUAUAUUGGAUAUAGACAACUUUAAAUGACCUAUUUAGGUCGACUGCAUUAUCAACAAGAUGAAGAUAAAAGAUGCUGAGAUUAGUAGUUCUGGUCCAGAUUCUGUUUCCUGGUUAUUUAGAAAGUUUUUUUCCGUUUUAUAUGAAUUCAAUCUGUUUGUUUUAUUUACAAAUAAAAAAGGAUGUGAAGAAUAAUGAGUAAAAGUUUAUCCUGCCAUUUUAUAGAAUGUUUUGUAUCUGUCAGCCAUAGUUUAAGCUUGGUUAAAGAUUAGUGGGGAUAAAAAUUAAUACAUAUAUAUAUUACAAAUGUGCUGUAUUUAAUAUUGAUGUUGUAAAUAUGUAGAAAUCCCUAUUUUUCUGAAGUUUUAUGUAGAAUGUCUGAUCCAGAUUAGUUGUUGGAGUUUAAAAAAAAGAAUGAGGCUUGCGGAUUUACUGAUGUAAAUGAAGGAUAAUUUUUACUUGCAUUUAUCCAGAUUUUCAGUUAUAUAGCAUCUGUUGUACUUACCCUGUAAUCAGACUCAUUUCUGUCUUUGUUGAGAAUAAAGAAGCAUUUAUUAUUUUUAAUGGACAGUUCAUUUAAAAAAAUGGUUGGAAACUCAAGUAUGAUCAAUUAAUCUCACUUGUCAUGGCAUAAUCAUUGCUAUGUUUAGUACAAUUGGAAAGUGGGUUUAUUGCUUUUUAAAAGGAUACCUUAUUUGUUAUUUUUUCAGUCAUGGAAUGUACACUAGAUCAAAAUAAGGAGCAAGGUCAAAUGGAAAAGUUGCACAAUGCACUGCUCUUGCUUAACUGUGCAUUCAAAUUGCCCUAUUGCGUGGUCCUUGUCAACAGUUGUUAACCUAGGGUCCUAGGCAUGAUGCUUCAGACAGUUGAUAACCAAACAGUAGCAAAUCUUGCAUGACAUGUGACCAUAGUGCAUAAAUUUUCAUUUCAGAUUCCUUGCAAUUGGGCAUUCAUGGAUGACCAGUUGGGCCUGGGAACAAUAAACCCACUGUCAUUUACACAAAAUCACACUCUCUUAUUUAGUUAUGUCAAAAAAGAAGAGUGCUGCCUAAUAAUAUCAGCAUGUCCAGGCUUAUCAGUUUAUUUUGCAACUUCUCACUGUUGAUUAUGCACAUUGAAUGUACUGCUCACUCCAUGGCUGGAAAAUCAUAACAAUUAUGGUAAUGAAGAAUAAAAACAGUUUCUAAUGAUAAUACCAAAGCAGUUAUGCAGUGUGAUAAAAGAGCUAUUAUUGAUCAAGCUUGAGUUUCAAAAAAAAUAUUGAGGGGUUUAUUUAGGUAUUCAAUGUCUCUUUAUAGUUCAUCUUUAUUACUCUGUUGAUAUUUUUAUUGAUAUAUAUCAAUUUGAAAAUUCGCCUGUAGGAUGUGAUGCCUUCUCCUAUUUAAUAUUUAUUGUUCAUUAACACAUUUGUGUUUUUCAGUCAUAGAAUAUUUCCAAACUGGUUCGUAAUCAUUCCAACAUGAACAAACAAUACAGGCAAUGUUACUUGCUAUAGCCUAAUGUCACAUGAUGGAGUGCAAAUUCAGUUCAACCUAAAUACGGUUUCAUGGGCAAGGUUUGAGUUGACAAGAGGAAAGGAUUCAUCAAAGAAUUUCCCUUGAUUGAAUAGGAAUGUAGUAAUACUCAAAUAUUUCCUUAGAUUCACAAACUAUGGAGCAUGACCACAGUUCAAUCUUUUUCAUGCAUGGUUAAAUUGAAACCAAACCUUAAAUUUGGAUUGUGUCUGAAUAAAAAUCACAAAAUCACAAAUAUAGGUCAAAAGUAUAUUUAAGUUUAAUGAUCAGUUUAUAAAAUGUUUACAAACUUUACAACCUUUUAUUAUAAAUGCUACAUGUAGAUACAUGAAUUCAAAAUUGGAAGUUUAAACAAAUCUUGCCAUCAGAUAGUAACCCUUUAGUAAACAGAAAUUACCAAAAUUAUCCUUGCUCUUGAAACUUUAUGAAGAAUAUUAAUCAAUGAAUGACAUAAAAGGGUGUAUAGAAAACGAUAUCUUUAAUGAUCUUAUGCAUAGGCAUAAGGCCU